This is a messenger RNA of Lacerta agilis (Sand lizard), 1786 nucleotides long. It is a transcript of the gene TRMT5, whose product is annotated as tRNA methyltransferase 5. The record is from RefSeq and is a predicted model, not a curated record. Bases 97 to 1617 code for a protein of 506 amino acids. Gene Ontology annotation, cellular component: mitochondrial matrix; cytoplasm. Gene Ontology annotation, biological process: mitochondrial tRNA methylation; tRNA N1-guanine methylation. NCBI's taxonomy places the organism in Eukaryota, Metazoa, Chordata, Lepidosauria, Squamata, Lacertidae. The transcript has 5 exons.
GAAACAGGGCGGAGCGCGCUACUCGAGGGCGGCGCUUGGGCGGGGAGGCUGGGCCUCGGCGAGCUGAGGGGAAAUGCGGCGCGGCGGGAGGCCGGCAUGAGGAUUUUCAGGCGAUUAAACAGCUUGCCUGCUAGCCUCCUGAAAGUGAAAUAUUUUGGAACAACUACCUCAAAUACAUCAUUUCCAGCAGUCUGGACGUUUUGCGGUCAGUCUCUUAAUAAGCUGCCUGGACAUCUUGCAGUAGCUCAUAGAAAUAGUUUGUGCACUAUGCCAGAGGUACCUGAGCAGAAAUUUGACCUUGACCUGCACUCGCCGCAUCCAAGGGUCCGUGGAAUGACCACCCUUGACAGAGCUGCUUUCAAAAGGGAUGUUGUCAUCCCAGCUCUGAAGGUUAACAAAGACCUCCUGAACAAGCUGGAGAAGCCUCUCAAACGAGUGCUGUUGAAGCGCCCAGGUCUCAAAAGAGUUAUUGAAGACCCAGAAGAUGAAAGCAGAAAGUUUCUUUUAUUAGAUCCUCAUGCCAUAUCCGACAGCUGUUCCCUGGGCGAAUCUGAGCAACAGAUCCUGAAGAGCUUUAACAUUAGCCCUGAGAUUGUCAAGUAUAACCAGGAACUGACAUACGACCAUUUCAAGGUGGACGAAAUUCUGCAGGCAGUGCUUCCUGAAGGUCAGGAAGUGACCACUGCAUUCAGCAGAGUUGGCCACAUCAUUCACUUGAAUCUGAGGGACCAUCAGCUGCCCUACAAACACAUAAUUGGUCAAGUUAUCCUUGACAAGAAUCCAGGAAUCACCUGCGCUGUAAAUAAAACCAAUACCAUAGAUAAUGCUUAUCGGAAUUUUCAAAUGGAGGUAUUAGCUGGAGAGGAGGCCAAUAUGAUCACAAAGGUUAAGGAGCACCAUAUCAUGUACGAAUUUGAUUUCUCCAAAGUCUACUGGAACCCCCGCCUCUGCACAGAACACAUGCGCAUCGUCGGCCUCCUCAAGCCAGGCGACCUUCUCUUCGAUGUCUUCGCCGGGGUGGGGCCUUUUGCGAUUCCUGCAGCGAAGAAGGGCUGCUUUGUGUUUGCAAACGACCUCAACCCUGACUCGUACAAGUGGCUGCAGCACAACUGUAAGCUAAACAAAGUGGACAGAAAAGUCAAAGUCUUCAACAUGGAUGGCAGGCAGUUCCUGGAGGAGCCGGUGAAGGAAGAACUGACCAGACAGCUUUCUUUGAAGGAGCGGAACAGCUGCCUGCACAUCGUCAUGAACUUGCCAGCCAUGGCAGUUGAAUUCUUGGAUGUCUUCAGGCACCUCUUGGAUGGAGAGCCGGGCAGCACCAGUCUUCCUACCGUGCAUUGCUACUGCUUUUCCAAGCACGAGAACCCUGCGCAAGAUGUUCAGGAGAGAGUUGAAGCCUGCUUGGGAAUCUCCUUAGAAGGCCUUUGCUCUGUGGAGCUGGUGAGGAACGUGGCGCCCAAUAAGGACAUGAUGUGCAUCAGCUUCAGCCUCCCAACGAAGGUGUUGUACAAGCCGUUGUCUUCCCUGAAAGGUGCAGAUAAUCCCCAGGAACCAGCAUCUAAACGCCUGCGUCCAAAUGAAGAGCCCCCUGAAGAAAAAAAUAACCUGAUGGUCUAGGAGACUUUGUGGGUACCAUUCCAGAAAUGAUGUCUAUGCAGAACUUUUAACUCCCAUGACAGCCUCUGAAAAAGGGUAUUAACAGCUGCUGUGCUGAUUAUGCCCUGAUUAUCUUUGUUUCUUUUUAAUUCCGUAACAGUUGAAUGGGGUACUUUUUUAAAAAAAGAAA